Messenger RNA from Balaenoptera musculus (blue whale), 2493 nucleotides. It is a transcript of the gene ARHGEF37, whose product is annotated as Rho guanine nucleotide exchange factor 37. The transcript has 14 exons. Gene Ontology annotation, molecular function: protein binding; guanyl-nucleotide exchange factor activity. Gene Ontology annotation, cellular component: cytoplasm. Bases 411 to 2438 code for a protein of 675 amino acids. The record is from RefSeq and is a predicted model, not a curated record. Lineage: Eukaryota; Metazoa; Chordata; Mammalia; Artiodactyla; Balaenopteridae.
CUGCAGUCGCCGGGCCACCCCGGCUGGGACCCACUCCAGAGAGCGCCCAGUGGAAAACAACCUGCCUCCAGUUGGACAAUUAACAAAGGCGCGAGCCGGGGCCGCCCCCUCUCGGCGCACGCACAUACGCAGCGUGGGCAGAGCCGCGACCGCCGGCGCUCUCCCUCAGAACAGCGCUCGCAGGCCCCAGCGCCGCGUGGGGCCGGGAGCGCGGCGCCUCUCCUUCCCUGGCUGCGCAAUCGCUGGGGCGGUCGAGCUGGCACCUUGCGCGAGCGGGAGGCAGCUGGUGAAGGAGUGAGUUCCUGCUCUGAGUUCAGACAGCGUCCGACGCCCCUAGCUGCCUGAUUUUGGACACAUUGUUUAACCUCUCCAAGGCCCAGUUUUCUUUGUAAACUUGAGAACCUGCUGACAUGACUGAUCAUGGGGCUGAUGAGCUGUCCUCUAGGACAGGGAGUCCAGACGGGGAAGGUCGGGUCCCUGAGGAGAGAUCCUUGCUCCAUCAGAGUCUAGCCGUCAGGGAACUCAUCGACACCGAGGUCUCCUACUUGCACGUGCUCCAGCUGUGUGCCUCGGACAUUAGGAGCCACCUGCAGCAGCUGCCACAGGGAGAUCUGGAUGUCCUGUUCUCAAAUAUCGAUGAUAUCAUCAAGGUGAACAGCAAAUUGCUUCAUGAUCUGCAGGAGACAGCCGCCAGGGAAGAGGAACAAGUGCAGCUGAUCGGCAACUUAUUCCUGGAAUUCCAAGAGGAGUUGGAGCAAGUCUAUAAAGUGUACUGUGCCAGCUACGAACAGGCCUUGCUGCUGGUGGAGACCUACCGGAAGGAGCCACAGCUGCAGGGGGAGAUCCAGGACACUAUUGAGGCAGUGCUGCCUCAAGCUGGACCCUCAGGCCUCAGUUUCUUGCUGGUAAUUCCUUUGCAGAGGAUUACCAAAUACCCAUUGCUGCUGCAGAAAAUUCUGGAGAACACACUCCCUGAUGCCAGUGCCUACCCUGUCCUUCAGAGGGCUACCUCUGCCCUCCAGGACGUGGUCACCAACAUCAAUGAGUACAAGAGGCGCAAAGAAGUGGCCUCCAAGUACACCAAGGUGGAGCAGCUGAGCCUCUGGGAGCGACUGGCCCGCAUCAAUACUCACACCCUUUCCAAGAAGACCACCCGGCUGAGCCAGCUGCUGAAGCAGGAGGCGGGGCUCAUACCCAAGACAGAAGACAAGGAAUUUGAUGACUUAGAAGAGAGCUUCCACUGGGUGUCGCUGUGUGUGACGGAGCUGAAGAACAAUGUGGCUGCUUACCUGGGUAAUUUGGAGGCUUUCCUCCGCUUCCGGCCCCAGGAAUACGAUCUGGACAUCCCUGGGGGGCCUGUGGUGCAGUACUGUUACCUGGCAAGAGACCUGCAGCUCCAGGCCUUCCCUGAGUUUAAACAGCGGCUGGAAGCCCUGGUGUGGCAGCCAUUGUGCAGCCUGGCCAAAGCCUUGGCUGGCCCUCAGAAUCUGAUCAAGAAGCGUCUGGACAAACUACUGGACUUCGAGAGGGUGCAAGAGAAGCUGUUGGAGGUGGGCAGCAUGACCUAUGAAGAAGAGGCGGCCCGGCACAUGUACGAGGCACUCAACUCCCUGCUAGUGGCUGAGCUCCCACAGUUUAAGCAGCUAGCUGUGCGGUGGCUGGGCCAGAUCCUGUGCACAUUUGUGACCCUCCAGACGGACCUUGCAAAGCAAGUGCUGCAGAGGGCAGAGGGCAGCUUGGCCCAGCUUCCCCACCACCACGUCUCUGAUCCAGCCUUCAGGAAGCUGGUGGAGGACGCACUGGGCCAGACCGGUCAUCAGCUUCACUCCUUUCAACAGAACUUCGAGAAAGUGCUGUCGCCUCCCACCACACAACCACUCCUUCCAGGGGCUGAACGCCAGGUGCAGGCGCUCCUGAGCAGGUAUGGCCCGGGAAAGCUGUACCAGGUGACAAGCAACAUCAGCGGGUCCGGGACUCUGGACCUGACUUUGCCUCGGGGCCACAUCGUAGCCCUCCUUCAAGACAAGGACACCAAAGGCAACAGCAGCCGAUGGCUGGUGGACACCGGAGGACAUCGAGGGUACGUGCCAGCUGGGAAACUGGAGCUGUACCACGUGGUCCCCCGUGAGGAGGAGCUCAGAGGGCAGGCGAAGCCUCACAGGGACUCUGAACGUCAGACACCAGAGCCCACCUUGGCCCUGGUCCCUUCUGUCCCAGCAGUGACCCAGGUGGUGGCAGUGUACCCCUUUGUGGCCAGAAGCAGCCAUGAAGUGAGCCUGCAGGCAGGCCAGCAGGUGACUGUCCUGGAGGCCCAGGACAAGAAGGGGAACCCAGAAUGGAGCCUUGUGGAAGUGAACGGACAGAGGGGCUAUGUGCCUUCCAGCUUCCUGGCCAGGGCCCCAGGUCCAGCUCUAUGGGGCUGGAGUCUGCCCUCUUAGGGUGCCCUCCUUGGAGCCCAUGUUCCAAGAGGCUUAGAGGCUGUGACCCUGGGAG